AGUAAAUACGAGCACUGACAAUUGUUGAGCUUUUCCGGUGUUUUCUGUGGUACGAGGCGGCCACCAGCCAACUCAAAAAAGCCCACUUCAGCCAGGUUUAGUCAUCAAACAGUACGAAUGAGUGGUUUUGAUCUUGUACAUACAGUGCGCAAAUACUGUGUGCACGUAUCUGACCCUUGCAACGCGCCGACUCAAUAAGCCAGUACCAGUGCUCCAACUCCAAACAUCGAACGAAAAGCAACAAAACGAAAAACACGCAAUAUUCUCAACGCAGCAAUUCGCAAGCAUGACGGCCCCUUCUCACAACCACACCAACUACCAGGCGCGCCUUGACUACAUUCGGGGACUUUUGGGAGAUCACUUUGGUCUUUCUAACGAGAACAUAGCGGAGACCAAGAUCACACCGAUUCAAUACGAAGCCGACUUCCCCUUCAAAUACAACAACUUCGUCUACCGCCUCGAGUUUCCCGUCGACAUAUCCGAUGACGGUGUUGAGCUGCCGGGAUGCGUCCCCAUUCCUGCAGGUGCUAGGGCGUUUAUAAUGCGCCUCAGCAACGCUAAUGCUGAGGGCAUAUACCAAGAAACCCGCGUGCAGAAUGAAGUCGCUAUCCUUACCCUCGCCUCGGCGGCUCUUCGCCACAUCAAGCCCAACAUCGUCCCCCGCGUCUUCGGCUGGGGUGGUGCUAGUCAAGGGCGUUUGGGCUGGAUCUUGCAGGACUUGAUGCCCGGAGUGCCGCUUGAUAACGUGUUUAGCCCAACCGCGUCCCUGGAACAAAAAACCGCGGUUCUGAGGCAGAUGGCGGCUAUUCUGAAGGCACUACAAGACUAUCCGCUUCCCAAGAGCAUUCAGGGCUGGGGAGGGUUGACUUUUGACAGCAACGGUGCCAUUGUCAGCGCGCCUAUGCCUAGCGUCGGUGCCGGGCCAUGGUCUUCCCUCGAAAAUUCCUACCGAGGCCGACUCAAAGCCGCACUCGAUAAGGCAGAUAAAAACCCGUAUCUAAAGGGAUGGCGGCCGAACGACAUCAGAGACCGUGUCGAUGAUUUCAUCGAGCGUGGCUUAUCAGCACAAUUCUCUGACCUGGCAUCUAGCCAUGACAGGGCUAUUAUACACGCAGAUUUUACCUCGGACAAUCUCCUCCACGACCCUGCGACAGGCCGAGUCACAGCGCUCCUCGACUACGACUUCAGCACUAUUCUACACCCUGCCUACGAGUUCUUCCGCUCUUUUGGUCCCAACGGCGGUCGAUUUACUGGCUGGAUCGCCGACUUAGACCCAGAGGGACAAGAGUUGUUAGAACUUCGGAGAGCUAAGCUGACCGGAAAGUUUCCUUCACCUCUUCCAACACCUAGAGAGACUCCCAAUGGUCCAGGGGUUGAUUGGGAACUUGCGCAGGCGUGGGAGAAUGAGCUGCAAAGAAUAAAUGUCAAGCGGCCUAGCACCAUUCAGGGCAUCGACAAACUUGCUGAUGUAGACGAGCUCUUGGGAUCCCUGACACCCUGGAGAUUGAUCAAUACUGACUUUCUGAGGAUGAAUACGGAUGAGGGCCAGAGAAUGGCUUUAAGACGUAUAGGUGAAGAGCAGCUUGUAGCCGUGUUGGAUCAUCUUGGGUUCUAGAAAUAGUUGAUAGUACGUUACGGAUCGUCUUAAGCGAGCCGGCGGAAUUAACAUGAAUAUUUGCUCCCCAGCCCAGAAACCU
Podospora pseudopauciseta is the source of this 1697-nucleotide messenger RNA. RefSeq lists its product as uncharacterized. Bases 287 to 1615 code for a protein of 442 amino acids. The record is from RefSeq and is a predicted model, not a curated record. The transcript is spliced from 3 exons. NCBI's taxonomy places the organism in Eukaryota, Fungi, Ascomycota, Sordariomycetes, Sordariales, Podosporaceae.